AUGUUAAAUGGUCUUGGAUUGAAAUGCAUUUGCAAUCCAGUUGAUUGCGAUGUGAUUCGAGAGAAUGAUUGUCCAGGAAAAGGAUUGACAGUGUGGGACUCGUGCAAAUGUUGCAAAGUUUGCUAUAAGAUACUCGGAGAAAGUUGUGAAGGGCCAGGUACAUGUGAACCUUCAUUAGAAUGUGUUUAUAACCCUCCAACAUCAAGUACCGGAAUUUGCGAAAACUUAACGUCAUCUUCAACGGAUGACCCUGAAGAAUGCGAAAAGGUUCCCAAAAUUCUGAUUAUAUCAAAGAAAUGUAAACUCGUGAACGUAUGCAGACAACUAGCAAAGGGAUGGGACUUUCCUACUAUAGAGGAUUGUAAGCUCAAUUUAGAUAAUCUUCUUCAAAAGGAAAUUGAUGCUGAUGACUUUGCAACAGUUUCAAAUAAUCAUUAGUAAGAAACGGAAUUAGCUAAAUAGUGUUAAGAAUAAGCUUUUAAUAAAUAAAAGAAGAGUGAAAUCAGCAGCAAUAAUAAUAAGUGUUGAACCAAGAUGAGAAUCCGGAUAAUGAACAAAGCAUUCCAAAUAUGAAAUUGACAAGAAGAACGUGUUUCAGCCAAUUUCAUUUCCUCAGCUCCAACUUUAACAAUCAAUCAAAAGACGAGAAACAAAACACAAAAAAUAGCAAUAUCACUGUAAGUAAUAGUGAAAAGCUAAAGUAAGAAUAUAAUGAGAGUUGAAGUUAAAGUGAAAAUUUGAGUAGUGAAAUCAGAAUAAUUAAAUGAGAUCUAAAAAAGGCAAUAACUAUUGAUUUUGUAGAAUUAGCAAAAGCAGAAAAUCUUUUGCAGCUUUUCUAAUUAGACUAUAGCAUUUCAAAACAUACAACUCUUUGUUUUGCCCUCUCUUGCUUCGAUUUCUUUUUAAAUAUAUCAAACAACGAUGACAAUGUAUAUCAAAGUCAAAUAUUUACAUUUAAAUUACCGAAAAUUAGAUUAAAUUGAACAACAUUAAAUGAGAUAAUUGAUGCUAACAGAACGCAAUGAUAUGGUACAAAUUCUCAUGCAAACGUUACAUAAAUUCUGUUUUAUUCAUAAAUACUUAUGUAUGUAAAUACUAUAAACAAAUUCAUAAAAGAAUCUAUUUAAGCUUUUAUAUUUGAAAAUCAAAAAUAAUUGAAUCAUAACAAAUAAGUCAAAACAAAUGCUUUAAUCUUUUGAAAUAUCAUUAAUUAAUUAACAAUUAGGAUGUUACUCUUUCAUUAAAUUCAUCUAAGUAGAUGACUGAUGUACAAAAUUAAUUUAGCUUUCAAAUUUGUCGC
This is a messenger RNA of Clunio marinus, 1300 nucleotides long. Lineage: Eukaryota; Metazoa; Arthropoda; Insecta; Diptera; Chironomidae. The record is from the annotation of a GenBank genome assembly.